AGGCGGUAUUUCCCUACCAGCAGCCAACGCCGGGGAGUGGGGGCGGUUGCCGGCAGCGUGCUAUCCGCACGCACCUCGGGGCCGCCUCCGCGCCCCAGGAGCUCAGCUCCGGCGGUGGGCGGCUCCUUCUCCCUCGGGAGCCUCAGCCUCGCAGCGGGCUGCAGCACAGGCUUCACAAAGUUGACACAUUUUCCAGGCGGCUGCUUUGCGCCGGCCGAGAGAGUAAGAGGAAGAUCGCUUUGGGAACAUGGAGUUGCUGUGCUGCGAGGUGGAUCCCAUGAGAAGAGCUUUGCCGGACCCGAGCUUGCUCUAUGACGACCGUGUUUUGCACAACUUACUGACGAUAGAGGAGCGGUAUCUGCCCCAGUGCUCCUACUUCAAGUGCGUGCAGAAGGACAUCCAGCCCUUCAUGAGGAGGAUGGUGGCCACUUGGAUGCUGGAGGUCUGUGAAGAACAGAAGUGUGAAGAAGAAGUUUUCCCUCUGGCUAUGAAUUACUUGGACAGAUUCUUAGCUGUGGUGCCCACUCGAAAGUGCCAUCUGCAGCUACUGGGGGCAGUGUGCAUGUUCCUGGCCUCCAAGCUAAAAGAGACAAUCCCCCUCACAGCAGAGAAGCUUUGCAUAUACACGGACAAUUCCAUCAAACCCCAAGAGCUGCUGGAAUGGGAGCUCGUGGUACUGGGGAAGUUGAAGUGGAACCUUGCAGCUGUCACCCCGCAUGAUUUCAUUGAGCACAUUCUACGGAAGCUGCCUCUACCUAAAGACAAGUUGGUUUUGAUCCGAAAGCAUGCACAAACGUUCAUUGCCCUUUGUGCCACAGGCAGAAGGACAUGGAGCUCAUUAGAAAUACUGCUCCAAAUCUACAGGAUCAAUCUUGAUUUUAACUUUGCCAUGUACCCACCAUCAAUGAUAGCAACUGGAAGUGUGGGAGCAGCCAUCUGUGGCCUUCAGCUUGAUGAUGGGGACAGAUCGCUCUCUGGUGACAGCCUAACAGACUUUCUGGCCAAGAUUACAAGCACAGAUGUGGUUUCACCUGUUGUCAUGCAGAUAGCGUGAUCUGUGAAAAGCCGUCUUGCAAUCUGAAUACCUGUGUGGUUCGACUCAAUGAUCUUUAAGGUCUUUUCCAACCUAUCAGAGCUAACUCGUGACAGUAAAUGUAUUGGUGGCUUGUGGAUAUCUAUGUAAGGUAAAAUUCAUGCAAACUGUGACAAUUCCAGUCUGGACAGCUUUAUUGGUUUUAAGUACAGCAUGACCCAUUUCUGUAUGAAAGUACUAAGAGACUUCAGCCUCUUAAUAAAUUAAAUAAAGCACUAAAUAAAUACUUUUAACAAAUUUUUAUAAUUUCAGUGUAAAUGAUAACAUGUAAGAAUAUUUGGAAACAGAGUAUUGGCUCCAAGUGCUCAGGCCUUGUGUUCCAUAUGUCACCACCCUUUCUUCCCCAAGCCUGGCUGUAAGGAAGUUGCCUCAUUAAGUUCAGUAGUCUAUAGCUGCUUGUAAAAAAAUAAAGUAAAAUUCAGAAGGACAUGUUACUUUGAAAUUUCACAUCACUCUGCUUUAGAAGAAGAGAUUCUUAUGCAAAAAGAACAUUGGUAGUAUAGUAGUAUAGUUUGUUGUAGAAAUCUACAAAUGGGUGAGAACAUUGGUAGUAUAGUUUGUUGUAGAAAUCUGCAAAUGGGUGGCUCUGCUCUUUCUUCUUUUUAUAGAUCUGAUCCUGCUCAGUUUGACCAUUGACUUAAAUGCAGACAGGUUUGAAAUCUGCUCUCAAAAUACUGAUUAGGUCUCAGGCAUUUUCUCAGAAUCUGUUCAGGAAAUGUCAGCAUCUGUUCCUACAAGCAAGAAGUGUUUUCUUUGAGUAAAUGGCUGUUUCAGCCACGUAGUCUGCUGUUUGUCAGCAUAGCUUCCUCAGCUCUGUGCUCCUGAAAAAUGAUUUGAACAAACAGGUAAAUGCUUACGAUGGACUUGAAACCCACCCAAGCAGCAGGGGAUUUUCUUCAUCUGAAUUUUCAGUCGCUUUUGGCAGUAAAGUACUUUGAAAAAAGGCCAAGGAAUUUAUCCAGUUCCCAUCAUUAAAAAAAUGAUUCCAAUGCUAGGAAAUCACUGAGCUCCCAAUAGGCAAGAGCAAGACCCACCUAUGAAAAACAUUUACCUGAUUAAAUAAAAGUACAUGCUCUUACCUUAAAAAAAAACUAGAUAGGCUUCCUCCUCUUUUCACUUUUUUGUAGCUGCUGGCACAUCUUUCUCCUUACCUUCUGAGAGAAAGUGAGCCAUGCUAAAAUCUUGCUUGUUGGUCUUGUAUCGUAUCACAGAGUUCACUGUGCUAACAUUUUAUUGCAUCUUCAAAGACAUUCAACUUGUCUUCACACUGCUGAGACUUCCUGCUUGCUCUGAGCAAACUUCCCUUAAAGCUUCCCUUCUCUGCCUUCUGUAAGAGCCACACAUAAAUGUGAGUGCAAGCAGAGACAGGCAGCCCAGUCCCCUCCCUUCUGGGGGUAAGCUCUGGAAUGUUGGAUGUUAGGCAUCCCUUCCUCAAUCCCAUUUUUAUCUAAUUAAGCAAAUUCUUAAAGUGUGUGUUUGAUAACUAUGUUUUUUUUUUUUUUUUUAUUAACCUUCUGCUGACAUGGUUGCCAUGUGAGGAGUUUUGCAACAUGGAAUGCUGGGAAGGGCAGCUGGCAUUGGUGAGGAGCAGAGGCAAUGUGCAGCGGAAACUCAUGUGGGCAUGCAGCCCAGGGCUGGCACUGGGACAAACUGGUAUCCUGGCUGCAGAGCAAGGGAGGCAGUGAUCAGGUGACUGCCAGUAUAGUGAAGAGCAGGCACACUGACAUCAGCAUUUUUUAACAUUACUGGGUACUGCUUUUUUAAUGAGUUGUCAUUUCCUUAGUUGUCAUAUACUGAGAAUCUCCACAUCUCUGAAUUAAUUUGACAUUUUGGAUUCUCUAUGAUUCUCGGCUCCACAGUUAUCCACUGGGUGACAGUGACACUGGUUGUGAUUGGCUGUGGCAGUGCAGUUAUUGUGCAUGUGCAGUACCUCUGAUCUUCCAAGAGCAUCGUAUCUGAGCACUGGGAUGAGGUACAGGUGUGACAUAAAUCAGGGCAUGACCCAGAGACAAAUACAAAGAGGGUGAUCUCUGGAACACAGCUAAUGCAGGAGUACUUCCAGUGCUUAGAUGAUGACUAGCACAAGCAAGAGCAACUGCUGUGCUCUGUGAGAUCAACCUACAACGAGACGCCUGAAUUCAGUGUUCAUUGCUGACCGGACAAUUUUAAAUAAACUCUCCUUGUUCCAACUUCCCAGCUUUGGCAUCAUGUUACAUUGUAUUCUGAUCCUUUGUCAGUGAUAUGGUGGAUUUUUACUAUAAUCUGGAUAAUUCCAGAGGUUGGAAAUACAAGGUGCUUGUAGGGAAUUCAUUGCAUCCCUGUGGAUUACCUGCAAAAUGCUCUCUUCAGAAUAGGAGAGUAAUAACUUUUGCCUUCCUCCAAAGCACAGAUCUUUUCAGUCUUCAGGUUUCUGAAUGAAGUUCAUGAAACUUGCUAACACCUGUAUUAGAGUAGCAAGAUUUUUGAGACUGUGUUGCCAGACUCCUGCUGUCCAACAUCUGGGCUCCUGUUUGGCUUUGAUGUCCUCUAGACUGAGGAGGCAACAACUGUUACAGGUGUGCUCACAAGUAUCUGCUUCAUUGUUUCAUGCUACAAGAGGUGAGCACCAAGCCUUCCAUAAGCUACUCUGAGCAUAGGGAAGUGAUGGAGCUAAAAACACACCAUGAUUGAAAAUUUUUGUUAAAGGAUGGCUAAUUUUAGUAAAAUUACCUGCUUUCCUUCAUCUCAGAAACAACAUCUCUUUUGUUAUGGUUUCUCACCUUUAAUAAAAUUAUCAGCCUGAGGCAAAGAAUGAAGCAUGGAGAAGUUUAGCUCCAGUGACCGAAACUUAGGAAAAGUUGUUAGUAGAAGUAUUGUUUAUUGUGGAGCUUUAUUGGGGUAGAUAGAGUAUGCCUGCAAAACAGUGAACUUGACCACUAGUCAGAUUUUUCAUAAGCAGUCCCACAGUUGCCUGCUUUCAAGACAAAUGGAACACAGGGAAGGCUUGGUCUGUCUACGUGCAUGUACUGUGAUAGCAGAGGUUUUUAGACUCAUUAUGCUCUGUUUCACCAUGGUGUUACUCGCUAUAAUUAUUUUUCCUGAAGGAACAAACUUGUGGGUUCUGAUUACAUGGAGGUAUCCCAGAUGCUCAGAUUCAAAACACCUGUUUCUAGUUGUUGGCUUUAGUUGGUGUGAUCCACAUCGCUGAAUAUUUUUGUCUUCGAUACAGCCAGCAUCCCAUCAACCCAUUUUUCCUGGGCUAAUUCGGAAAGCCAUUUUUCACAUUCUCUCUUUGGCAGAUGAGUCUUCAAAUAGAGGUCAUUAUAGGACAGCUUCACAAAAAAGAGAGGACGUGAUUUUACAGCUAGCAGUUGUUGACUAGUACCCAAGAAAAAUGGAUGUUUGUGACACAGCAAAGCUAACUGCAUGCAUCAUAAAUGUAAAUGCCAUUAGCGGAACAAAUGCUUUGCAUUUGGUGUGUUUUUGCAAGUCUGACCAGGAUGCCAAACUGUGUACAUUAGUAUUUCAAACUCACCUGAAUAACUUGAUACUGUAUGGAGAAAGUGGAUGUUUCUAGUCAGUCUUGCUCUCCAGAGUUGCAUUUGCAUUCUGUAUUCUGUUUCUGGGUUGACAUAGUGCCUGCGAUCUGCCUGUGUGAGAUCAGUGCCAGUAUUGACAGUGUCUCAGUCCCAGCACAUUACACACUAGUGGCACUGUGUUCAUAUAGUUGUGGCCCAAGUUUUAUUUCUUAGUUUCUUCUAUAACUAAGAGUUCAUCUACCUUUUCUCACAUUCUUUUUUUUCAGUAACCACAUUAUUUGACCAUCCAACACACUAUCAAGGACGUGGAAUGUGUGGUAAUACUUUAACAGUCUUGUUUUUUGUCACUGUCUUGGUUUAAGUGCGAUGAGUCCUUCCUAUUUAUUUGUUCAUAUUGUGUGAGGGUUGCAGGAGGUGUAAUAUACAGAGCUUCCAGAUUUGUUUUGCUACACUGUAUGCUGCUCUUUCUGCUAAGUUAUGUUGUAUAAUUUGUAGUAUAGUGGUCUCAGAGGUUUGGUUAUGCAUUUUUGGCUCAUAACUUUUUUUCGUAGCUGUCUUUUCUUCAGCAUUCUCUGAAACAAUGAUCAGUGACUGUUGGUGCUGUUAAAAUACUCCAAUUUUGCAGGUAAAGAUGUGGAGAGGGUACCCUACACCUCUUCCUCCAGUGCUGCUGAAAUCCCUUCUGUGGAAUGUGCUCAGAGAACAGUGCUGCUGGCGUACUCGGGGCUGUAUAAUUAGUUCCCUUGUUGUGAACAAUGCUUUAUCUCCCUCCACAGUGCCCAGCUACGAAACAGCAUGAUUUUUUCUGGGUUUAAAGUUUGAGUGUGUUAUUCAGAGUUUGGGAUUCUUGUUUGGAGACUUAACUCAGAGUUGGUUCUUCCUUCUUCAAUAAAGACUUUUUAAAAGAAAAAUCAAGAACGGUAUGAGUCAAUAGCUUGUGCCACUCCGUGUCAUGGUGUGCAAUUUGGAAGCUGUACUGUUCAAAUUCUGAUGUUUCUUUUGUUCUGGAUCUUUCUUUCUUGCUUGAAUUUUCACACCUUUCUUUUGCCUUUGUCUUGAGGUGCCAAACACAUGACCCACACAGUGACAGGGCACUGCACAUUUUUGGGAACCUCAAAACCCUUCACUUUUAUGUGGUGAAUUGAGUUGGUGCAAAACUCACUUGCCUCUGUGUUUUGUUGGUAUAGCACAAGUUGGUAAUGUCAGGAGAAAAACCUCAGUAUUUUUUAAGUGAAAAACUGCUCAAAUCACUGAACUUUGCAUAUGAAAGUACAGAUAUACCUUACUUCUCAUUUUUUACAGGAGCACUGAGAAGCACUUUGAGUUCUUAUUCAAGACAACACAAAUGAGCAAGGGCAGGUAAAAUGUUAAGAUCUGGAAAUUCUAAUGAAUGUAGAGUUAGUGUUGUACAGCUUAGAUGUGUUUAACCUGUGCACCUAGACAGUAAUAAUGCAGCUCCACAAGAUCAUAAACUUAUAACGUUAUUAUUUUAGAGAUAUUUUUUAUGAGUCAGUUGCACACAGCUUUACCAUGGGCUGCGUAGAAGAUGAAAAUGCUGUGGAGAGUGCAAUGCAAUGCCAACUCUGCCUCUCACACCCACCAUAGUGUGCACAGUUGAAUCGAAGCCUGUGUGUAUUACACAUUACAUAUGCUUGUGCCAGUUGACAAGUAAAAUACAGCAAUUAUCAAUAACAGUAUUUCAAAUUACCUACACAUGCAUGUGUGCCUGUGAGGACAUGCUAUACAAUCAGUAAGCGUACAGAGGUUAGGCUAAGUAGGAUUAUCACAGUGGAAAGACAAUAAAUGAAAAAUGCUCACCAAUGUUGUAGGCUCACAAUAAACUCCACAAGGAGCAAUCUCCAGAAAGAGAUCCUUCCUCAGUGAUAGUCGGUACUUAAAUGGGAUCUAAGAGAGGUGGAGCCAGGCUCCACCCCUUCCAGUACCACAAGUGAAUUGCCUUUACCUGUGCUCCUGUGGCUGACUCACUGCUUGCCUCAGGUGGCCAAUCAGAGGUUCAGGCCACGAUCAACAGUUCCCACGGACAUGCAUUUUUUGUUAUUAAACAGAUGUGGUUGUUUUAUUAUUUAAUUAUUAAAAUUGGCUUUGUGUGAUUUUGAAAAAUAAUAAGGUAACACAUUAAUUGCAGAAGAAAUAUCCGGAACACUUGUGUAUGUCACAGUUUUAGCUGAGGCAGUGUUAAGAAAGCAUCAAUGUUUUGGUUGUUCCUGAGUGACUGGAGUGUACCCAGGGCUGGGCUGCUUGGUGGAAGAGCUGCUACCAUUAUGGCAUGGCAGCGGAUGGAGUGAAGCCAGGAUGGCUGGCUUGAAUUAGGAAAGGGUUUAGUGCAUACAGCCAUGCAGAAGGCUGUAAAGUUGUGUGGAGUUGACUGAGGGCAGCUGCUGCAUGGGAAUUGGUUGGGUGUUGGUCAGGAGCUGGUGAGACACUGUGUUAAUAAUUGGGCUGUUGGUCAGCAAACAGUUGUAUUGUUAGGUGGGUGCUGGUCAUCAGAUGUUUUAAUAAAAAAUGUGAAAAAAAAUACAAGACAUUUUGUUACUUUUAUAUAACUAUAUUACAUAUUUUAUUUACAGCCCAAGACAAUUCCUGUGCACUGAGUGUGGUCCAUGCGAGCUAAAAGGUUGGACACCCAUGAUUUAAUCCAGGGGAGUUUGUAAAUAGUGCUAAUCUCUGAGAAUUCAAGGUUAUUUUCUGCUGCAGCAGAUACGCGUUUCCUGCUCUUCAAACUUUACAAGUUCAGUAUGGAAAAUAUAUAUCUAACGCACAGAUCAAUUUGCUUUUUAUC
Messenger RNA from Tympanuchus pallidicinctus (lesser prairie-chicken), 7411 nucleotides. It is a transcript of the gene CCND2, whose product is annotated as cyclin D2. Gene Ontology annotation, biological process: mitotic cell cycle phase transition; regulation of cyclin-dependent protein serine/threonine kinase activity; positive regulation of G1/S transition of mitotic cell cycle. NCBI's taxonomy places the organism in Eukaryota, Metazoa, Chordata, Aves, Galliformes, Phasianidae. Gene Ontology annotation, molecular function: cyclin-dependent protein serine/threonine kinase regulator activity. The transcript is spliced from 7 exons. The coding region runs from base 248 to 1054 and encodes 268 amino acids. The record is from RefSeq and is a predicted model, not a curated record. Gene Ontology annotation, cellular component: cyclin-dependent protein kinase holoenzyme complex; nucleus; cytoplasm.